CCAUUCAGUGUACCGACGACCGUAGUCUCGAUAGGACUUCACCAUCUUUUGUGAGGUGGGUCUUCCAUCUCGUAAACACGCGUGUGUAUGUAUCGUAUUCGAAUUGCCUCCGAAUCUUUCUUUCUGAUAUUUUCUGUGCUAUCACCUAUGUAUACGAUCACGAACGUAAUCUUUUGCACGCGUCGAUUAUUAAUAGCCAAAACACAUAGUGCCAUUGGGUCACGAGCGUAAUCGUCAACCGCUAUCUCAUAAUUUAGUUUCAACUUUUCUCGCCAACUCGCAGUUUGAAAUAUGACAGACUGAACGAUCGAUCACCAAAGUCGUAGAGAAGUCACGCGGACAGCUUGAUAAGCGAAAGCAAUUCAAGUUGAAUUAACACAACAUAAUAACACGCACAUAAAAUACGGUACAUACAGUGCCAACAUGACGUAUUUGCGCACGAUCGGAGAAGUGAUCGGCUUCCUGCUGGUUUGCGCCGUCGUGAUCGUGAAGGAUAUUGUCAAAUUUUUCAUCCCCAAGAGAUAUAAGAUGAAGAGUAUAAAUGGUGAGAUCGCCCUCGUAACGGGGGGUGGCGGUGGAUUGGGCAGGCUUCUCUCCCUUAGGCUGGCUAAUUUGGGCGCCAUCGUUGUCGUUUGGGAUAUAAACGAAGCCGGCAUCGAAGAAACUGUUAAACUCGUCCGGGCGGCCGGAGGUUCAUGUUACGGCUAUGUCUGUGAUUUGUGCGAUCGAGAAGAUAUAUACAAGAAAGCUAGAAUCAUCAAAGAAGAGAUCGGCAAGGUGACAAUUCUCAUUAACAAUGCGGGCAUUGUUACGGGAAUGAAAUUUCUCGAUACGCCGGACAAACUUAUCAUUAGAACGAUGGACGUUAACGUCAUGAGCCAUUUUUGGACCGCAAAGGCAUUUCUUCCAACGAUGUUGGAAAAUAAGAAGGGGCAUAUCGUGAGCGUGGCUAGUUUGGCCGGUCAAGUUGGAAUUCAGAAAUUAGUGGACUAUUGCACAUCCAAGUUUGCGGCGAUGGGAUUCGACGAGGCGCUUCGAAUGGAACUUGAGAAUGAAGAAUGCAAUAUUCACACAACAGUCGUGUGCCCCUACUUCAUCCGUAGCACCGGCAUGUUCGAUGACGUUCGAGCGAGCUAUAUCCCGACUCUGAGUCCAAACGUCGUGGCUGAUAGAAUCGUAACGGCAAUGAGAUGCAACGAGAAGUAUGCCAUCAUACCGGGUUACUUGCAAAUUCUAUUGGCUCUGAAAUGGUUAUUUCCGUGGCCGUGCGUGGCGAUGUUUCUCCGUGGAUUGGUCCAGGAUGCUUCUCCGAGUCACCCAUCAUUUGUAACUGCAGCUACAAUUAACACAAAGGAAAUGUGCACUGUACCAUUAUCCAAGGAUCAGAACGGCGCCGUCAUUCAUCAACAAUUAACCAGACGUGUCUCCAGCUCUGAAAGAAAGCCUUGAAAUUCCUCGUUCUGUCCUGAUCUCAAUAUCGGUUUGGAAUGUCCUUUAUCACUUUCGAAAGUGCCUCCGCUAUCUGGCCAACCGAUAUUGGCCUUUAAUUUUUUAGAUUUUUAUCUUUCAGAUUACUUUGACGGACGAGAAAUAAGAAUGUAAUGCAGAUAUCGGAAACAUAUACGGUGAUUUUGUGGCGAUUACACUGAUGAAAUAUUUCGAAAUCAUGUCCCGGUCCGUCGCGGAGCGUCUUAUAUACCGUCUAUAAUACCGCAUAAAAUUGAGACGAGCUUCUUCACGAAACGAUGGGUUUGUUUUAAUUCUGUCCAAGAUUAGGAGGACCUGUAACGGUAUAUACAUUAUUAUCCUAGUGAUUCACAAUCCUACGUCACAUCUAUGAGAUUUUGUUAUAAUUUUAUGAUACUUUUUUUUUUAAUAGCAAGAUUAUUAAUAUAUAAUAAGAUCGACAAAAUUAAAAUUAUUUAUCAAUGUAUGACAAAAAAGAACUAAGAGCCGUAGCCAAAUGUACAUGUCGAAAAAAUUAAAUAUUUAUUAUAAUGUUUUGGUCUGACGUCAGACCAUCUUCAGUGAGACUACAAUUGAGAUUAAGCGCUAUAAUAUAAUAAUCGUUGUUAAGUGAAGUUUAAGAAGUUUGACAAAAUUAUUUAUAUAUACAUAUGUAUUGCCGUAAUCUUGUAACACUAAAAAUGGAUAUAAAACACGAAAACAACAGAUACGACGCACAACUACAAAUUGUCAGAUAUUUCAAGAUGGACCGACGCGAAAGAUGUGAUACCGAACUUGUAAAUGACGUCAGUGUUUUUUAUAGGUAUAAGAAUAAUUUUAGAAUGUCUACAAUUUGAUACUGACAUAAAAUUGAAGAAGUGUGUUUAUAUCGUAUUAACUGAAACUGACGGUCCUAUAGAAUUUAUAAAGAUUUUAUCCAUUAUUUUCUAUAUAUGUAAGAGAUAUUUAUAUCAUAAAAAUGAUGGGCAUUAUAUUGUAUGCCCAGAGUAUCAACAUAUGAUGUAUAAUAAAAAUUGUUUAAGUUUCAAUUUUCCAAA
This is a messenger RNA of Linepithema humile (Argentine ant), 2504 nucleotides long. Its product is annotated as short-chain dehydrogenase/reductase family 16C member 6. Gene Ontology annotation, molecular function: oxidoreductase activity, acting on the CH-OH group of donors, NAD or NADP as acceptor. The record is from RefSeq and is a predicted model, not a curated record. NCBI's taxonomy places the organism in Eukaryota, Metazoa, Arthropoda, Insecta, Hymenoptera, Formicidae. Gene Ontology annotation, cellular component: lipid droplet.